AGUUUGAGUUGUCUACUCUUCUUUGCUCUCUUGAAAUAACUACAUAUAUUUUGUCAUAGACAAUUGUACGGGGAAGGAAAAGAAAAAUUCAUGGCGUCCAUACCUUUCUCUGCAACUUUUCCUUCUUAUCUUCAUGACUUGUCUCAGACCAAAAAGAUCCCAGUUUUGUCUUCUUCAUGGCCUUUCUCGAUCCCUUCCAUCAAGUCAUCGCUUGGGUCUUCGAAAUCAGGCUUUUUGCAACAUGGGUUCUCUUCACUGUCCUCUUCUGUUCCUGGGUUUGUCUUCAAAUCUAGAUCUUCAGGGAUUUAUGCAAGGGCAGCUACAGAGAAGACUCUGUACGACUAUACUGUGAAGGAUAUUGAUGGGAAGGAUGUUUCUCUUAGCAAAUUUAAAGGAAAAGUUCUGUUGAUUGUCAAUGUUGCUUCAAAAUGUGGUUUGACGACAUCAAAUUACACAGAGCUCUCCCACAUAUAUGAGAAAUACAAGACUCAAGGAUUUGAGAUUCUAGCUUUCCCUUGCAAUCAGUUCGGGGGACAAGAGCCUGGAUCAAAUCCUGAGAUUAAACAAUUUGCCUGUACCAGGUUCAAAGCAGAAUUUCCAAUAUUUGAUAAGGUUGAUGUGAAUGGACCCAACACAGCUCCCGUUUACCAAUUCCUGAAGUCAAGUGCAGGUGGAUUUUUCGGUGACCUGGUCAAGUGGAAUUUUGAGAAGUUCUUGGUGGACAAAAAUGGCAAAGUUGUCGAGAGGUAUCCACCAACAAUAUCGCCUUUCCAAAUUGAGAAGGACAUUCAGAAGCUCCUUGGGGCAUGAGUCUUGAACCUCAGCAACAUGCAUCCCCUCGUCUGCUAGCGUCAGAAAUGAAGUAGAUAGGUGUAAAUUUCACAAUCAGUAAAUGAAAAUGGAAUGCCUUUUUCUGCUCUAUAGUUCUGAUACAUCAAUGUGUACUUUUGUUUUUCUUUUCCAUCAUCAGACAUGAUAUGCAUUUAGUUUGCCCUACUUGUUCAAAUUUCUGCUUAACCAUUAUCGCAAGUGAUCUUAUUUACUUCA
Molecule: messenger RNA, 1047 nt
Organism: Theobroma umbraticum
Lineage: Eukaryota; Viridiplantae; Streptophyta; Magnoliopsida; Malvales; Malvaceae
Product: putative phospholipid hydroperoxide glutathione peroxidase
Biological process (GO): response to oxidative stress
Molecular function (GO): peroxidase activity
Source: RefSeq, a predicted model, not a curated record